CUUCCCCUUCCAUCCGCUGCAGGAUCCCUCUCCAACCAACCUUCCUCUCUUUCUCUCUCUCGUCUCGCUCGCUCGCUCUCAGACGACUGCUGGGCCGCAGCCGCCGCCCUAGGCCAGGUGCUGAGGCUCUCUUCGCCGGCGACGAGCACCCACCAGUUGCCAGUACUAUAGGGAUGGAUGGAGCCAUUCGUCUUGGUUAGGCUUAGGCGUUACUACUUCUACAGACGACAUAGCCAAUAUUCUCAUCGCCGGGACCAACACGAAUCCAAUCCUCUUCCACCUUUAUUUUCGCCUUUGCAUACCAACAGUACGCAGGAGAAUUAUUCUGCUAGCAUAACCUCCUCCUUAAUCCAUCCAUCCAGGAGGACCAGGUGGGCGAUUUCUUGGUGUCCAUCACACUCCAGCUAUCACCGUCAUUAUGCUCCCGUUGAGCAAUGCAUAAAAGUCGUCGCUCGCAGGUCUCCGUCUUUCAUACUUUUCCCGCUGUUCCAGGCAAUGGCCAAACUUCCAGUACUUGCACGCAGUGCCAUCAGGAAGCCUAACGAAAGCAUGAGGCUUAUUGUAGUAACGAUCGUUGGAGCGGUCUUUGGUUUCUUUAUCGGAAUCUCGCUCCCAACAGUUAGCAUAACAAAGCUUCACUUUCCAUCUAGCAUCGUCUCCUACAUAGAGGACAAGAACUCGGGCCUCUCUGCUCAAGCUAUACUUAAUCAUGCUUGGACUACCGCCAGGAAUGCAAGGGGAAAUGGCUCUGAACCAAUCUCAAGUGACAACUUCAAGAUUUAUGUACCAACAAAUCCCAGGGGCGCCGAGAGCCUAGCACCUGGUAUUGUUGUACCAGAGUCUGAUUUUCAUCAGCACAGGUUAUGGGGAGACCCAGAUGAGGACCUACCCUUCAAGCCAAAGUACCUUGUUACUUUCACUGUUGGCAUUUCACAGAAAGAUAACAUAAAUAGGGCUGUCAAGAAGUUUUCAAAAGAUUUUGCAAUCCUGUUGUUUCACUAUGAUGGCCGGGUGACUGAAUGGGAUGAAUUCGAGUGGUCAAAGCGAGCUAUCCAUGUAAGCGUCCGGAAACAAGCAAAAUGGUGGUAUGCUAAAAGGUUCUUGCAUCCUGAUAUCGUGGCAGCCUACGAGUAUGUAUUUAUCUGGGAUGAGGACCUUGGAGUUGAUCAUUUUAAUGGAGAUGAGUACAUUAAACUUGUCAAGAAAUAUAGACUAGAAAUCUCACAACCUGGUUUAGAGCCAGAUAGGGGAUUAACAUGGCAGAUGACCAAGAGAAGAGGGGAUCGUCAGGUUCAUAUGGUUACAGAGGAGAGAGAAGGUUGGUGCUCUGAUCCUCAUGUUCCCCCAUGCGCUGGGUUUGUUGAAAUAAUGGCUCCAGUUUUCUCCAGAGAUGCAUGGAGAUGUGUCUGGCAUAUGAUUCAGAAUGACUUAGUUCAUGGAUGGGGUCUUGAUUUUGCUCUCCGGAAAUGUGUGGAGCCUGCUCAUGAGAAAAUUGGUGUCGUUGAUUCUCAAUGGAUUGUACACCAAGUGGUUCCUUCUCUCGGGAACCAGGGGCAGGCGGAGAAUGGGAGGGCACCAUGGGAAGGGGUAAGAGAGCGUUGCCGGAAAGAAUGGGGACUCUUCCAGACAAGAAUGGCAGAAGCUGAGAAAGCAUAUUACGAGAUGAUGGGAGUUACUCCUCCGAAUGUAACAUUUGUCUCCUAGGAUAAAAGUUCACAUGUUAAAUCCACUCACCUUUUUCUUUUUGUCCAGCAGUAGCUCUUCGAAUAGAGUUAGAUAUUGAUGAUACAUGUAGAGCAUACGUGACAUUAUAUAUAAACUGUGCAAACUCUAAUCUGGACCAUAGGAUGUUGAUCCAAGGGGCGCGGAAAGAUUGGGUAAUUUUGCA
Sorghum bicolor (sorghum) is the source of this 1888-nucleotide messenger RNA. RefSeq lists its product as uncharacterized. NCBI's taxonomy places the organism in Eukaryota, Viridiplantae, Streptophyta, Magnoliopsida, Poales, Poaceae. The record is from RefSeq and is a predicted model, not a curated record. The transcript is spliced from 15 exons. Bases 178 to 1704 code for a protein of 508 amino acids.